Molecule: messenger RNA, 1823 nt
Organism: Solanum pennellii
Lineage: Eukaryota; Viridiplantae; Streptophyta; Magnoliopsida; Solanales; Solanaceae
Product: cytochrome P450 714A1-like
Exons: 5
Coding region: 30-1628 (532 amino acids)
Molecular function (GO): monooxygenase activity; heme binding; oxidoreductase activity, acting on paired donors, with incorporation or reduction of molecular oxygen
Source: RefSeq, a predicted model, not a curated record
AAAUUAGAAAACUUCAACAAAAGCCAAAAAUGAAGAGCACUACUACACCUUUUCUAAUAAUCUCCCUUCUUAUUCUUCUUGUUGUUUUUCCUAUGAGAUAUUUGUUCAUCAUUCUAAUUAUUGGGGUAUUUUACAUGUUGUUUAAUACUCUAUGGUUAAAGUCAUCAGAGAGACUUAGAUGGAAACUUAAAAAACAAGGCAUAUAUGGUCCAAAACCAUCAUUUUUAUAUGGAAAUGUUGCUGAAAUGCAAAAGAUUCAAGCUUCAUCUCCCAACAAUAAUAAUGUUUAUGCUGAAUGUGUAGCACAUGAUUAUACUUCUUCACUCUUUCCCUACUUUGAACAAUGGCGAAAAAUAUACGGUCCUGUAUUUACAUAUUCAACUGGAAACAAACAACAUUUGUAUGUGAACCAACCUGAGCUAGUGAAGGAAAUGAACCAAAGUAUUAGCCUGGAUUUAGGAAAACCUUCUUAUGUCACUAAGAGACUUGCCCCUAUGCUUGGAAAUGGUAUUUUGAGGUCUAAUGGCCAUAUUUGGGCCAUGCAAAGGAAAAUUGUAGCACCUGAAUUCUUCAUGGACAAGGUCAAGGGCAUGGUGAGGUUGAUGUUGCAGUCAGCAGAGUUAUUAACCAUGAAAUGGGAUGAAAGGAUUGAAUGUGAAGGGGGUAAAAUGGCAGAAAUUAGUGUGGUAGAGGAUCUGAGAAGCUUAUCAGCAGAUGUAAUCUCAAGGGCUUGCUUUGGGAGCUGUUAUUUCAAAGGCAAAAACAUUUUCUCAAAGCUUCGAACUCUUCAAAAAGUCAUAUCAAACACAAGCAUUCUUUUUGGUUCUCCUGCAUUAGGGUUUCUUCCGAGUAGACAGCAAAAGGAGAUUGAGAAGUUAGAGAAGGAGAUAGAGUCGUUGAUAUGGGAAGCGGUGAAAGAAAGAGAAAGGGAUCAAUGCUUAGAAACACAGGACUUACUGCAUUCCAUACUCGAGGGAGCUAUCAAUGAUGGCAAUGUAGGUGAGAAUUCGUCGAGGAAAUUCAUAGUUGACAAUUGCAAGAACAUAUACUUUGCAGGUCAUGAGUCCACUGCUGUUGCUGCAUCAUGGUGCCUCAUGCUUCUUGCUCUACAUCCAGAAUGGCAAUCUCGUAUCCGUGAGGAAAUGACUCAGAUUGGUGUCCUAGAUGCAGAGUCUGUCUCCAAGAUGAAAAUGGUGACAAUGGUCAUUCAAGAAGUGAUGCGUUUAUAUCCACCAGCAGCAUUUGUGUCAAGAGAGGCAUUACAAGACACACAAAUUGGUCACAUUGUUGUGCCAAAGGGUGUAUGCUUGUGGACCUUGAUCCCAACUCUUCAUCGUGACCCUGACAUAUGGGGACGAGAUGCCAAUGAAUUCAAGCCAGAGAGGUUUCAAAAUGGAGUUUCGGGUGCUUGUAAAUUGCCACAAGUUUAUAUCCCAUUCGGACUAGGUCCUCGUCUCUGCCUAGGCAGGAAUUUCGCCAUGGUGCAGCUCAAGGUUGUUAUUUCACUCAUUAUUUCAAAGUUUCGCUUUUCUCUCUCUCCCAAAUACAAACACUCGCCGGCUUAUAGGAUGAUUGUAGAGCCAGGCCAAGGAGUACACAUUCUUGUUGAGAGAUUGAAGCAAUGUUGACACACUAACUACAUAUAAUAUGCUUCAACAUUAGUAAACCUUUCCUCUUUACUUUGUUUUGUUCUUUUUAGCUUGUGUUGAAAAUGUGAAUGUCAAUACAUAAAUAAAUAUGUUUUACUUAGUAUGUGUAAUAUUAGUAGAGACUAGUGCAUCAAACCCCAUGACUUCCUUUGUUUUGGGAUUUUAGCCCAUCCC